AAUAUUUCUGUCCGGAGGAGCUGGAUCAGCUGCUGUGUGGCAGCAAAUCAGAGACGUGGGACGUGAAGACGCUGAUGGAGUGCUGUCGACCGGACCACGGCUACACACACGACAGCCGCGCCGUACGGUUCCUGUUCGAGGUGCUAAGCAGCUUCGACGCCGAGCAGCAGAGACUCUUCCUGCAGUUUGUCACAGGAAGCCCCAGACUGCCCGUCGGUGGUUUCCGGAGCCUGAACCCCCCUCUGACGAUCGUGAGGAAGACGUUCGAGUCGACGGAGAACCCGGACGACUUCCUCCCCUCGGUGAUGACGUGUGUCAACUACCUGAAGCUGCCUGACUACUCCAGCAUUGACAUAAUGCGAGAGAAACUGUUGAUCGCGGCUCGAGAGGGCCAGCAGUCCUUCCACCUCUCCUGAUCUCACCACGUCUCAUUCAAAUGCCUUCUACAGCGACUGAUGAAAUCAUGACUUCCUUCUUAGUUUUUUUGUAACCACAUACAUCAAGGCUACAUGUACAGCCUUCUUGUUAUAGAAAGCAGCUUGCAGAAAAAUUAAGACUUUAAAAAUAUAUAUUUGCUGCCCCGGUCUCUCCAAAAAAAAAAACGGCUCCACAGGACUUAAAAUA
Notothenia coriiceps (black rockcod) is the source of this 624-nucleotide messenger RNA. Its product is annotated as E3 ubiquitin-protein ligase TRIP12. The coding region runs from base 75 to 416 and encodes 113 amino acids. The record is from RefSeq and is a predicted model, not a curated record. NCBI's taxonomy places the organism in Eukaryota, Metazoa, Chordata, Actinopteri, Perciformes, Nototheniidae. The transcript is spliced from 5 exons. Gene Ontology annotation, cellular component: nuclear speck. Gene Ontology annotation, molecular function: ubiquitin protein ligase activity. Gene Ontology annotation, biological process: proteasome-mediated ubiquitin-dependent protein catabolic process; protein polyubiquitination; DNA damage response.